This is a messenger RNA of Closterium sp. Naga37s-1, 825 nucleotides long. The record is from the annotation of a GenBank genome assembly. NCBI's taxonomy places the organism in Eukaryota, Viridiplantae, Streptophyta, Zygnematophyceae, Desmidiales, Closteriaceae.
AUGGUUCUCCCACUUCCACAAUCACAUUACACGCUCCGCACUCUCCACCCUUCCUCUUGUCCUCGUCUUGCUUCUCCCUCACCCCACCUGCACUCAUCUCCUAUCUCUCUACUCUUAACUCGACCUAAAAGUUUCCAGCUAACCCCCCGGUACCUCCACUGCCCCAUACCCACUCUCAUCCCCCCUUCCCCCCCCCCCUACCACCUCCUCCUCUACCCCCCUGUUCCUCUCUCCCUCUCUACCUCUCCUCAUAACGGCGUCCCUAAGUACGCGCGGUUCACUGUGCGCACGUACGCGCGCUUCACGGUGCGCAUGUUUCAGGGAGUGAUCGAGUCGGUGGUCCGCACAUCCCCCAUCACUUCCCUUCCCCCCUCCUCCCCUCUUCCUCCCCCUUUUCUCUCCAUAACCCCCUUUCCCCCCUCCCCCAUUCCCCCAGGUACGCGCGCUUCACGGUACGCGCGCUUCACGGUGCGCAUGUUUCAGGGAGUGAUCGAGUCGGUGGUCCGCACGUCCCCCAUCACACCCCACGCCGUCACCAACGCAGCUGAUAGUGAUGGUGGUUCUGAUGCUAGUGCUGCUGAUGGUGCUGCUGGUGGUGAUAGUGAUGCAGCAGCAGCGAGUGGCAGGGCUGUACACGUUAUAGACGGAACCGAUAAGAUGCUACUACCGGGGAUGGUCAACGCACACACGCACAGCAUAGAGGCGUGGGGCAGAGGAGGAAUCGUGCCUCUGGGUGGACGCUCCAUCCUCUCCCAUGAACCCACGCAUUCUGAGGUGCCUUUAGAAGCACUUUCCCUCCUGGGGUUAUUCAGCACACUCAUGUGA